AACGGUCGCGGCAGUCCAGUCUGAGUCAAAAAUAGUGGAAAAGAUCGAGCUUGAGGGCGAAAGCUGAGGCAGAGAGAUGGCGAGAAGGGCGGAUGAGGAAUACGACUAUUUGUUCAAGGUCGUCCUGAUCGGCGACUCCGGCGUCGGCAAAACUAAUCUACUCUCCCGUUUCACCCGCAACGAGUUCAACCUCGAGUCCAAGUCCACAAUCGGCGUCGAAUUCGCCACCAGGACCCUCCAGGUUGAAGGUCGGAUAAUAAAAGCCCAAAUAUGGGACACUGCAGGCCAGGAGCGGUACCGAGCAAUAACCAGUGCCUACUACCGCGGAGCCCUUGGUGCUAUUAUAGUCUAUGAUGUGACCAAGUCGACAACUUUUGAGAAUAUCAGCCGGUGGCUCAAGGAACUUCGCGACCAUGCUGACUCUAAUAUUGCAAUCAUGCUUGUUGGCAACAAGACAGACAUAAAGCAGCAGCUUGCAGUGGCCUCUGAAGAUGCACACAGCUACGCAGAGAAGGAAGGACUUUCUUUCAUAGAGACAUCAGCUUUGGAUGCUACAAAUGUGGAGCAAGCCUUUCAGAUGAUUCUUGCAGAGAUAUACCGCGGCAUUAGCAAAAAGAACAUCUCAUCGGAUGAGCCUGGGUUUGGGGGUGCAGGUGUUAAAGAAGGAAAGACCAUCGACGUUUCAGUAUCGGAGUCCAAUGGUACAAAGAAGCAAUGCUGUUCAACAUAAUGGUUUACGAUCUCUUUGUUUCUUAAGCAUGUAAUGGUUUCAAAUUUCUCAAUGUGGCUUCUCUAUUAUCAUUCCUUGUGAUUACCUGGUGCAGUGAAAAUAUAUUAGGACAAAAAUUAAAAGGACAUUCUAAAUUAUACAGAUCA
Zingiber officinale is the source of this 876-nucleotide messenger RNA. RefSeq names its product ras-related protein RABA2a-like. The record is from RefSeq and is a predicted model, not a curated record. NCBI's taxonomy places the organism in Eukaryota, Viridiplantae, Streptophyta, Magnoliopsida, Zingiberales, Zingiberaceae. The transcript has 2 exons. Gene Ontology annotation, cellular component: endosome. Bases 77 to 730 code for a protein of 217 amino acids. Gene Ontology annotation, molecular function: GTP binding; GTPase activity.